GUUAAUUAUCAUCCAACCUGAGCGUGCUGCUAUUCCACCCGCACAAGUCUUGCCGACCUACUCUCUUGAAAUCCCGUUCGAAGCAGUAUGUCGUCCCUUCUCAAAUGGGCGCGCACCCUCGGCCGGCUAACGCCUCUGGCGCCCCUGCGUUUUCCUACGGCCGGAUUCAAGGUGGUGCCUAAAUCUGAAAUUCUUGAAGAGGAGCAGUUCCAGGAUGCUAUCAGCGCAGGACAGUACUAUCCAGUUAAUAUUGGUGAUAUCUAUGCCGAAAAAUAUCAGAUCCUGGGCAAAUUGGGUUUUGGGACGACAUCUACGGUGUGGCUGGCCCGAAACCUCCAACUCGGAGAGCAUCAUUAUGUGGCCCUAAAGGUGUAUACUCGCAACAUGGGACACAGAGAUGAGUUUCAGAUCUAUGAUUACAUCAGGAGGGUUGGCAACCAAUCGCAUCCGGGUUACCCUCACAUCAGGACAGCAUGGGACAUAUUUACAAUUCCAAGCCCACGUGUCCCAGCGGGGAGUGACGAGACGACUGAGCACUAUUGUCUUGUCCAGAAGCCCAUGUGGGCAACCUGGAAGGCUCUUAUCCGCCGUAACCCAGCGGGACGCUUCAACGUGGCUCUACUCAAGGCCGGACUACAGCAGGUCCUUUUGGCACUGGACUUUUUACACACACAGUGCCACUUGGUACAUACUGAUAUCAAAUCCGACAAUAUCCUACAGGAAAUUGCUGAUGGGCGUAUCCUUGCUUGGUUCGCUGAUCUGGAGAUGGCUGGACCCUCUCCCAGGAAGUUAGUCGACGGAUAUACAAUCUACAGGUCUCGGCCCUUCGAGCUCCCAGAAUUUUUCGGCGAUGCAGUGCUUGGCAAUCUCGGUUCUGCGGUUAGGGGCGAUGAAAAGCGCAACCACGACGCACAGCCGGAUGUAUAUAGGUCGCCUGAGACAAUGUUGAAUAUCGACUGGAGUUACCCGGUAGACAUAUGGAACUUGGGGUGUAUGAUCUGGGAUCUAUUUGAAGGAAGACAUCUCUUCUACGGGCAAGAUCCGGAUGGUAAGGGAUAUUCAACCCGUGCUCAUCUAGCCGAGGUAAUAGCAUUGCUUGGUCCACCGCCACUGGAUUUGGUCAAACGAGGGGUGCGAAGUGAUGAGUUCUUUACCGAAGAAGGUCAGUGGCGGAGUGAAGUUGUGGUACCAAAACCUACUACGCUCGAAGAGAAUGAAUUCUUUCUCGAGGGUGAGGACAAGGAAAUGUUCAUAAGCCUUGUGAGGGGUAUGUUGCAGUGGCGGCCUGAAGACAGAAAGACGGCGAAAGAGCUGCUACAGGACCCAUGGCUCAACAGUCCAUAACCAACAACUAGAAUCCUACACCGUGUACAUGCUCAUUUACCCCUGGUUUAAUUCAGUAUCCCGAGGUCCUUUU
Molecule: messenger RNA, 1417 nt
Organism: Diaporthe batatas
Lineage: Eukaryota; Fungi; Ascomycota; Sordariomycetes; Diaporthales; Diaporthaceae
Exons: 3
Coding region: 88-1344 (418 amino acids)
Biological process (GO): regulation of mRNA processing; protein phosphorylation; spliceosomal complex assembly
Molecular function (GO): ATP binding; protein kinase activity
Source: RefSeq, a predicted model, not a curated record